GUCAGGGAGGUGACCAAGAACCUGAUGGUCACUCUGACAGCUCUAGAGUUCCUCUGUGGAGAUGGGAGAACCUUCCAGAAGGACAACCUUCUCUGCAGCACUCUACCAAUCAGGCCUACAUGGUAGAAUGGUCAAGUCUCUGAAAGUCCUUGAGUAAGCCCAGCUAGAGCCCGAUCUAACAUCUCUGGAGAGACUUGAAAAUAGCUGUACCGCGAUGCUCCCCAUUGUUAGAGGAAUUCUAAAUUCCUAUAUGUUUUGUAGCCAAAACUAAAUUCACACUCUUAUCUAUUUCAUAAUAAGUUGUACGUUUAUCAUUUUGCAUGAAAUAGCAAGAGACCAGUCUUAAAAACAAGUUAAGCAUUUAUUCUUGAUGAAUACAAAGAACCUUACAUUUUAAAGAGACAACAUAAAAUGACAUCAUCAGCUUCUCACACCCUCUCCGAUCCACACAAUAGCGCAGUGUCUUCAGGUCUGGAGAUCUUCUACUCCCCUCAUAAAACAAACAUUCCAAUCUGUCUAAAAGACAUCUUCUCCUCCACUAAUGGAACAUCAAAUACCAUUCUUAUCUGUCAGAAAAGACAUCUCCUCCACUAAUGGAACAUCAAAGACCAUUCUUAUCUGUCAGAAAAGACAUCUUCUCCUCCACUAAUGGAACAUCAAAGACCAUUCUUAUCUGUCAGAAAAGAUAUACCAUCCCUCUCCCUUAAACCCGCAAGGUACAGACAAUUAAUUCAUUUGACUUACAUUUUCAGUAACAGCUUAACCAAGAACCCAUACAUUUCAUACCAUAACAUAAUAGUAUUAGAAUAAAUAGUUCUUAAAUAAAUGUAUACAUAAUUAAUCAUUUCAACUAUAAUUUCCUCCAACACCCAUCCAACCUGACAGCUUGAGAGGAUCUGUAGAGGAGAAUAGGAGAAACUCCCCAAAUACAGGUGUAAUCACUGCCAAAGACUGGAAUCACUGCCAAAGGUGCUUCAACAAAGUACUGAGUAAAGGGUCUGAAUAUUUAUGUAAAUGUGAUAUUUCAGUUUUUUUGUAUUUAUACGUUUGAAACAAUAUUUUUCUUUGUUAUUAUGGGGUAGAUUGAGUUUUUUUAUUUUUAUGGAUUUUUAAUUUAAGAAUAAGGCUGUAACGUAACAAAAUAUUAGUCAAGGGGUCUGAAUACUUUCCCGAAUGCACUGUGUAUAAUCUGUAUGGCAACUAGAACUGGCAGUGAUGUACAGUACCAGUCAAAAGUUUGGACAAACCUACUCAUUCAAGGGUUUUUAUUUUACAAUUAUUUACAUUGUAGAAAAGUAGUGACUAACUCACGAAGCUGGUUGAGAGAAUGCCGAGAGAAUGCCGAGAGAAUGCCGAGAGAAUGCCGAGAGAAUGCCGAGAGAAUGCCGAGAGAAUGCCAAGAGAAUGCAGAGAGAAUGCCGAGAGAAUGCAGAGAGAAUGCCGAGAGAAUGCCAAGAGUGUGCAAAGCUGCAUUAAGGCAAAGGGUAGCUAUUUGUAGAACCUCAAAUAUAAAAUGUAUUUAGAGAAAAAAAAUGUAUUUUGAUUUGUUUAACACUUUUUUGGUUACUACAUGAUUCCAUAUGUGUUAUUUCAUAGUGUUGAUGUCUUUACUAUUAUUCUACAAUGUAGAAAAUUGUUUUAAAUCCCUUGAAUUAGUAGGUUUGUCCAAACUUUUGACUGGUACUGUAUAUUGUAAAUAUAUAUAUAUAUAAUCUGUAUAUGAACAUCGUUCUGUUAUUGCCCCAGUUAGCAAGAGAGUGGCACUAACAACAUCAAGGUGGCGUGGUUCAGUUCCUGCAGGGAGCAAACACAUUACACUUUACAUUACAGUGAGUGCAUAUAUUGUUUUGUACAUCGCUUUGGAUCAAAGGUUCAGCCAAGUGGCGCAUAUUAUAUUUGGCAAUCGGAGAACUCUUAGCUCCAGUAAACACACCUACUGCACUGUACCACACAAUAAGACUGGAGUUGAUGUCAUUGUGAGUUACGUUCACAGCCCUAUUCUGUUAUUUUACCUCCGAUAGGUAUUUUGGUCAAUCAGAUCAACACUUUUGCCAAUAGUUGGGCUAAAGAUCAGAAUUGGGCUGCCUGUGUAAAUGCAGCCCAUGUCAGGAUAGGUCCCAUGGUGCUCUGCAUUGUGUUCAUACUGUAGUAAAUAUAAAUGAAGGCUACUGUCUGUUCUUGUCAGAAUCCUGAUCAAGUCAAAGUAGCCCAGGAGAACGGAGCAGCGUUUGUGGGAGGAGCCGACCUUGUGCAGAGAAUCUUGGAUGAUGAUGUGGACUUCUACGUAGUGGCACUAGAUAUCAUCUCCAAACUACUGCCUCUGAAGAACGAACUACACAAAGAAGUUCCCCAAGAACAAGAGAGGGUCGGUUUCAGAGUCGACAUUCCCAAGAUGCUGGAGUUGUCCCAGACUGGCCAUGAGUAUAUAGUGGAGAAGGAACGCUGUCAUCACUAGGGUAGGAACGGUAAGUCUGAAGGAACGCUGUCAUCACUAGGGUAGGAACGGUAAGUCUGAAGGAACGCUGUCAUCACUAGGGUAGGAACGGUAAGUCUGAAGGAACGCUGUCAUCACUACGGUAGGAACGGUAAGUCUGAAGGAAUGCUGUCAUCACUAGGGUAGGAACGGUAAGUCUGAAGGAACGCUGUCAUCACUAGGGUAGGAACGGUAAGUCUGAAGGAACGUUGUCAUCACUAGGGUAGGAACGGUAAGUCUGAAGGAACCCUGUCAUCACUAGGGUAGGAACGGUAAGUCUGAAGGAAUGCUGUCAUCACUAGGGUAGGAACGGUAAGUAUGAAGGAACACUGUCAUCACUAGGGUAGCAACCGUAAGUAUGAAGGAACGCUGUCAUCACUAGGGUAGGAACGGUAAGUCUGAAGGAACGCUGUCAUCACUAGGGUAGGAACGGUAAGUCUGAAGGAACGCUGUCAUCACUAGGGUACUAACGGUAAGUCUGAAGGCAUUACGGAACAACCUACAGUAUAAUCACCACAACGUUAAAGCAUACUUGUAAUCCUCACAAAUGUCUGUCAGAUUAUCCAACGUUAAGAGAAUUAAUCCAAGGUUAAGAUAAUUAAUCCAAGGUUAAGAUAAUGAAUCAAAGGUUAAGAGAAUUAAUCCAAGGUUAAGAGAAUUAAUCCAAGUUUAAGAGAAUUAAUCAAAGGUUAAGAGAAUUAAUCCAAGGUUAAGAUAAUUAAUCCAAGGUUAAGAGAAUUAAUCCAAGGUUAAGAGAAUUAAUCAAAGGUUAAGAGAAUUAAUCCAAGGUUAAGAUAAUGAAUCCAAGGUUAAGAGAAGGCCAAGAGUGAGCAAAGCGGCCAUCAAGGCAAAAGGUGGCUAUUUGAAGAAUCUGAAAUAUUUAUUAUCCAAGUACCGCCCAGCGCAUCGUUGUUCGUAACAUGACAUGUACCUACACUAGAGUAACUACGGUGUAAUUUAUUAAUGAACUGAUGGUAGCAAUAGAACAUAGUUGUAGGAGCCAUUUUGGCCUGUUUUAUGAGUUGUGGAAAUGUCAAGGGUUAUUUAUUUACUUAUUUUGUACACUAGAGGGCACUAUAUGUUGGGUCAUGGGUCACUGUACGUAUGUGCGUAUGUGUGUGUGUAGUUGUUACCUUAUCACAGAUACAGCUGAUAGAAUGCAUCUCUCUGCACCUUUUUCUACAGGAAUAUGUGUUUUGGAGCUAUUUUUAUAUGCGCAAUAAAUGGGAACUUCACUCAA
This is a messenger RNA of Oncorhynchus nerka (sockeye salmon), 3713 nucleotides long. RefSeq names its product large ribosomal subunit protein uL1m-like. The record is from RefSeq and is a predicted model, not a curated record. The coding region runs from base 2159 to 2455 and encodes 98 amino acids. The transcript has 3 exons. Lineage: Eukaryota; Metazoa; Chordata; Actinopteri; Salmoniformes; Salmonidae.